AUGAGUCAUUCUCUUGCUGAUCUGUUUAGGGCUCGCCUUUUCCACUCAGAUUCCCUGAAACGUAAAGAAGCAAGUCCCGAUCUGCAUGAAUUCGAGCAUCGAGCCCAAGGCCAGGAAUUCCUGAAGCAAGCCACCAGUUCUAGCGCGCUCAAUUCAAUUCGAGAAGAAGAGCGUAUACUUCCCGAGUCUUACAAAUCGGAGUGUACCUCGAGAGGGAGCCCUGACAGCCUUCAAAAAAGCGCAAAGGGAGGGAAGCUGCGAGGGCUUAAAAAGCGCAUUGCCAGUUUUCCAGAUCUCAAGUUUCGUUCCAGCUCCAGUCUCUCAAGCGAGGAAAAUGCGUUGUCGGAUUCCAACUCUGCCUCUGUCAAUGCCUCAAAAUCUGGCACAAUGCCAUGGUCGAGAAAAAACCAUAAGAGCCGUCUUGAUUGUUCAGGCAUGAGUCCGAAACCACUAGACAUUUCAGCCGUAAUUAACAUUACAAAUGAAGACUCUGAUACGUUUGAUACAAAACCACCGCGACAGCUUUGCGAAAACUAUUCCGAAAAGCGACUCAGCUCGGGCAGCAUGACGAGGAUUAACACUGCAUCUUCAAAUGCGUCUUCAGUACGAGCUGUGCGACAAACUCGAUUCAGAAGACCCAUGAUUCGUUCAAACUCUGAUAAUUACCAAGCAAAGAGUGCUUCAUCAAGCCAACUCAGCUUGAGCUUAAUUAAAAAUGAUGCUCAGGGGACGAACUCUACAUCAGAUGCGGCUGUGGCUAGACGGCGCAGCCGCACCGUCGGUGCCGCUGACUAUGAGGGGAAGGGCAUUCCUCUGAGAGUCAGUCUUGGAAAGUUGAGAAUCAGAUCAAAUAGUGGCUCUGAGGAAAACGUCGUCGUGGACAAAACUGCCGGGGGAACUUCAAACCCGAAAACGUAUCUGGCAGCUCCUGCGACUCAAAGUCGUUCGCGGCGCCCAAGUAACUCCAAGCAGUCAUUUUCAAGUUCGAGGAGAAGCAGUUCUCUAGUUACCGCUCUCAGCAGUUUUGUAACGAUGCGAUCUAUCAGCGUUUCCAGCAGAAGCUCUUCUCCCAAAGUAGUCAAGACUCUUGAUGACUUUUCAAAGCCUUCAGAGCCACUUCCUGACGAUACAGAAGAACAGUAUUUGAAAAGCCUCUCGUCCUACGGUAAGUUCAUAGCAAUUAUACUGGCAACUGACAACGACGCUUUCAAGAUAUCAUGUCUUCACUAUUUUCUCAAGACUGAGUUUGAUUUUAGGAUGGAACCGCUUGAUUUAUCUUUGCGAAAGCUCCUGAUGUUUUUGGAGCUACCAAAAGAGAGUCAGCAAAUCGACAGGGUGCUCAACGAAUUCAGCAAAAUCUACUACGACCAAAACAGGGAUUCGUGUUUCUGGGAAAGUGAAGAAGAGGUGUUUUUUCUUGGAUUUUCUUUAUUAAUGCUGCAUACGGAUGCUUUCAAUCCUAACAACAAAAUAAAAAUGACGAAGCAGGACUUCGUUAAACUCAUGCGGUAUGAUUCCACGUCGGAACUAUCUCGGGUUCCCAGAGAAAUUUUUGAGUACUUUUUCGAUAAUGUUACAGCUCGAGAGUUUUCUCAGUACGAAGAUCUUCACUCUAGCGGUCCUUAUAGCUCUGAAGUGAUAGAUUCUGAACAACAAAGUGGUUUGGAAGUUGAGUAUUCGCCGAGAAAAAUAAUCAAGGAUGGAGGCCUUCAUUAUCGACGUGACAGUGUUGGCAACCAAUCUGAAAAUUUCGAGGGUGUUUUGACGCCUUCUGCAUCCUGCUUGCCUAAUGCUAGCUUUAAUGCUGCUGUCAAUCCGGCAUCGAAGAACGACGCUAUUGACGUCUACUUCCAUAUCAUCAGUGACAGCGUACCAUCAGUCUCACUAUAUUCACAAUUAGGGCCCUCUGCCCACAGUGAUGAUAAUACAGUUAAAGAGAACCUCAAUAAUCGCCAACAUCCGAAGUAUAUUUCCAUCGUUCAAGAAACUAAAGGUGGCUACUUGCGACUGCCCAAGUGCUCGAUAGAAAACAUUCUGGGACCCAACAUGACCACUUUGUCGCCGAGCGGAGAAGAGAGGAACUUUAGAUAUCUCAAAAUUGUGCAGAUGGGAGAAUUUGAGGAGAUGAUUACCAAUCGUAAGUUCUCCAUCGUCGGCAAUGUCAACAGGGUUGUCUUCAAACGAUACUUCGGAAUUCUAACAACAUCCUGCCUUCUGUUAUUUAACGGCAUGGGUUGGAUGGAACCCAAAAUGGUAGUUGAUGAAACUACACAGGUCUCAAAUUAUAUCAUAGAUUGUCCCUCUACUGUUCAGGCUGCUCAAAACUUUGGGUGCGGUAGCCUGUUUGCUAUCGAUGUGCCUUGCUCUGAUAGAGAAUCCAAAGAAGUGGAAAGGCCCAAUGGUCUGAGUGCUGGUCGCUACACUUUGGAUGUUUACAGCAACAACAAAAAGCUCACAUUUGCUUGCCCUAACAAGCAGGAGCGCGACAAUUGGAUAGACGCCAUAAAUGUCACGACAGCACUUGACGGUUGUUUUAUGACGGUUGGUACGAUUUCAGACACGGUGGUGAACAUGCGGAAAAUAAGUCCGGCUGAAAAGCUGGAGAAGCUCCAACGCAACCGCGUUGCACGGGCAAAAAAGUUCGAGCAUAUGCAAAAACUGAUCUUUUUGGUGCGCCGUUCGGUGCCGCUGAAUGCAAAAGUCCGGUCUAGUAUGAUGGAGUAUCUGUUGCAGCUGGAGAGACGCUUCAGCUGGCUCCAAUACGAAGCCUGUAGAAGCGAGGUACUCUCGAGAGUUUUGCAGCUGGUUGGAGAGACAGGCGAAGACGUUGCGGCAGAACUCAACAACGAGCACUCUAUCGAUCAGAGUUUUAUUUUCAAUGAGAGUCUCGAGACGUGCGCAAGUGACACAUUUACAGACGCUGCUCUCGACACGACUUUUGACGGCGAAGGAUUUCUACGAAGCCCAGAGUUGCAUUCCUGUGCCCCUCCUCCUUCUUCUUCUUAG
This is a messenger RNA of Lachancea meyersii CBS 8951, 3006 nucleotides long. NCBI's taxonomy places the organism in Eukaryota, Fungi, Ascomycota, Saccharomycetes, Saccharomycetales, Saccharomycetaceae. The record is from the annotation of a GenBank genome assembly.